AAUUCAAUACAAUUAAACACAACAUCUCAACAACAAUUGAAAACCUAAUAGACAUUGUAAUGGUCCGCAUACAAGUGAAAAGGUGUCUGCCAGCAGCUUAGCACCGAAGGUUUGAUAUGAUCGGGAAGCAACACAUAGUUUGCGGCAUGCUUCAAGAUUUCACCACAGAGUACAAGGAUCACCAUCUCUGUAUAAUCACAUCUUGGAUGGUGGAUUACGAGAGCUCAUUUUGACAUUGAGCCGGCCUACAUUUUUUGGUUGAAUCAAGUGAUUUAAACUUAAAGCUCCUAUUGUUUAACUGACGAAAGCGAAUUCUUGACAAGUUCAAUCCAUGAUGUCACUCAUGUUACAACUUGAAUUGAAGAAAACAGCAGCAACUUUCAUUAUAAAACAUUGUAAUGGGCUAUAUUUUACAGGGAUUUGUACAUCUUGAUUCCAUAAAUUAAGCUUCAAGAAGCAUAGCCCGAUCCAUGCAAUCAGUGUUGGACAAAUAAAGAAAUCGACAGACAAAGCAUCUCAAGGCCGAACGAGGAAUCAAUGUUUUUGAGAGUUACAAGAUUCCUAAUCCUUAACACUUACGUCAGUUUGUCUGUCUUUAAAAUGCUUCAUGUUCUUCUAUAGUUAUAUAUAUAUAUACACCUGCCGUCCCUCUACUAGUAAAAAUACUGUAUCGAUACAAACUUGGGGUCUUUUUUCUCUUUCUUUCUUUCUUUCUCUAAUAUUGAACAUGGAAGCAAAAUUUCUUUCCAUUCCAUCACUACCUCUACCGAGGCAUCUUCCCAACCUUCAUCACUCGCCAGUUUAUGCAGUGCUCACUAGGCCACUGGAGAAUAUUACCGGAGUAAAAGAGAAGAAAACUUCAAAGCCGGCAGAUAACAUAAUGGAACUCACAAGAAAGACUGUCUAUAAUGAUAACUGGUUUGAUCAACUAGCCAUAAACCAUCUUUCCCGGAGUGUUCAAGCUGCAACAGGGUUGAGAAAUAGCAAGACUGGGUAUGAAAGCUUGGUUGAGGCAGCCAUGGACGCUUCACUAAAAUUCAGCCUGAUUCAACAACGAGAACUUGUGCUUCAAGCUCUUGAUAGAGCCUUCCCAAGACCAAUCCUUGACCUGAUAAAGACAGUGCUUCCCCAAUCUAAAUUUGCAAGAGAAUAUUUUGCUGCUUUCACCACCUUGUUUUUCGUCUGGCUAAUUGGGCCAUGCGAGGUACGGGAAUCUGAGCUCAAUGGGAGAAAAGAAAAGAAUGUAGUCCAUAUAAAAAAGUGCAGGUUUUUAGAAGAGACUAAUUGUGUUGGGAUGUGUACUAAUCUCUGUAAGGUUCCGAGUCAGACCUUUAUUAAGCACUCCCUGGGAAUGCCAGUCGAUAUGGUUCCUAAUUUUGAUGAUAUGAGUUGCGAGAUGAUAUUUGGUCAGGAUCCUCCCAAGUCAACUGAAGAUCCAGCAUUCAAUCAACCAUGCUACAAACUAUGUAAAACAAAACAAAAGCAUAGAGUGAAAUGCUCCAGCUAACAUCAAGGGACAUGAAGAAGGGCAGUUCAGCUGAGAAUCUUCUCUCUUGACAGAUAAUUGCCAGAUAUUUAUUUGCAGUUUUAAUACAACAAACUUCUCAUAAAUAUCUGCACUGGAAAAUCGAAAGAAAUGCCGCUCGAUGCUUCUGAAAUUUAUGGAUUACUUCCACAUACUCGGACAAUUCAAUUGAGGAAAAUUCAUUCCAAACUUCAGCAAUACCCAAGAGCAGUUGUUCAUUUCCAGUGACAUAAAUGGUAACAAUGGCCGGUAUAAGUUGUGUGAUCCUUUCUUCUGUUUAGUUUGUAAAUGUCCCUUUCUUAUUAUCCGCUAUAGUUCCUUGGCUUUGAUUUCUCUAUAAAUUUUAAUGCAUACUUCGAAGGUUUAAAGAUGUUUA
Molecule: messenger RNA, 1901 nt
Organism: Hevea brasiliensis (rubber tree)
Lineage: Eukaryota; Viridiplantae; Streptophyta; Magnoliopsida; Malpighiales; Euphorbiaceae
Product: beta-carotene isomerase D27, chloroplastic
Exons: 8
Coding region: 608-1507 (299 amino acids)
Molecular function (GO): iron ion binding
Source: RefSeq, a predicted model, not a curated record